Ceratosolen solmsi marchali is the source of this 3203-nucleotide messenger RNA. RefSeq lists its product as uncharacterized. Bases 559 to 3051 code for a protein of 830 amino acids. Lineage: Eukaryota; Metazoa; Arthropoda; Insecta; Hymenoptera; Agaonidae. The transcript is spliced from 6 exons. The record is from RefSeq and is a predicted model, not a curated record.
CUCGCUCUCUCAUCCUCGCUUCCUUAUGCCUUCAUGACAUGGAAAAGCAGCGGGGCACGUGAAGAAAGAGCGAGGGGCCGGAGUCGCCGGGGAAGGUGUGGAUGCAUACCGAGGGCUCGGGGAUAGGAACGAGCCGUGGCUGCGAGCAACGCAUCGCGCUAGAGCGAUUGUGCGUAGACACGCGAGUUCGCGCGCGCUUGUGUUUUGUUCGUCGAGGGCAAUACAUAUCGGCGCGGCGCCGCAAAGUUCCGCAGGGCGGCGAGCCUCGCUUAUGCAGUUCCGUGUGUCAUAACGCGAUAAAUAAAAGGACGGUUGCCCUCGUGCGAUGCGAGUGCAGCCGUGGAGUCGUCGUCGUUGACGCGGGCGGAGUGUGCGGCAAGUAGGCGGCGCCAAUUCGUGUGCGUGCGUGCGUGCGUGCGUGCGUGCGUGCGUGUGUGGUGUGUGCGCGCCAGUAGCGCAGGCCCGGUUCACGCAACGGUCUCGAUGUUAAAUGUCAAGAGAACGCCCUCGGGGAUGGCCUGCUGCUGAGUGCAAGUGCGCCACGGGCCUCGAGAAAUUAUGUGCAUGGACGUCCAGACGAGCGAGAAGAUGGGAGACAGGAGCAACAUCGAGGAAGACAUACAGAUAGUGGAAGCGCACGUCGACAAAGGAGCUUUAAACAAGGUAAUAGUAAAGCAAGAACGUCCAGAUGAAGCAGAAAUCAGGGAAUUGGCUGCCAAAAUGGUGGAAGCACAUAAGGCGAAAAUGGGUACGGCAGCUGCACAAGCAGCAGCUGCUGCAACAACUUUACCACCAAGGCCAUCCACCUGCAAUCAAACUAAUCUAUCAGGAUUGCUUGGCUAUUUCAAUAACAGACGUCCAGUGCCUGAGACAACUAUGGCAAAACCUAUAUCUGAGGGCAAAAUUGCAUUGGAUGAUGAGAGUCAAAGAGGCCGAUUCGGAUGGACGAGCUUUGGCGACAAUCACAUACCAUUCAUAUUUAGGGCCAGUGAAAAAUAUUGUGCGGUUAGGAUAUUAGAGUCUAAAUUGUUAAAUAAGUAUCUGAGCUAUCUACAUUCGGAUAUCUAUAGCUGCACGUGCAUACGAAGUUACUACAUCACUGAUGCUGAAAGUAAACUUUUAAAUGAAAUCAAUAUGAAGCAUUGUGAAAAUCAAUUUGGUCGUGAUCCAUUCACAUGCAAAGAUCUAGUUGUUCGUUUAGCCGAUGCUAAAGAAUUUUACACAUUUUUGGAUGUGUGUUACACAAAAUUGACAUCUGGAUCAAGUCAAAAUGUGAUAGCUGGUCACAAUAAACCAGAUAAGUGUGGAUUUAUACGUAUCAAUAAGGAAUCUGUUGUACCGUACACCAUUAAAGGUGGUCUUAAAUAUGUUCCUCUCUUCUACUUUGAAGGUGAAACAGAGAAUCUGAAAUUAAAAGCAGAAAAGUUGGAGGGUUGGGACUUAUCGUACUUAAAGUUCUGUUGCAAAGUACAGGGUAUACGCAAUGAACUGUUUGCCAGUGAGACGUGUUCAGUGAUCAGUUUAAACGAUAUAAAGAGUUAUUUUCCUCCAGGUACUGGUUUUGAGGACUAUUGGCCAAGUAAAGUAAUGGACUCUCAAUUGUUAGUGAAUUGUAAGGGCAGUGGAAGUGGUGGUGGUUGGACAAAGCAACCACCGACUCCACCCGUUACCAAACAAGCAGUGCAAAAUAAUGUUACGAAAAAUUCCAUAAAUGCCAGAGGCGCCUCGCUCCAGGGUAUGUUACCGCGAAACAAUAUACCUGGAGCCACUUUGCAAAGAGUUAAUCAGAGACCUGUAGUUACUACUCAUCCUGUACACUCAUCUCCUACAGCGGUAUCCUCAGUGAGGACUAAUCAGGUGUCUCAGCCAAUGUUGAAUGCAGUUCAAGCUGCUACGGUUAAUGGAUGGUCUGGGCUUGUAGGGGGUCAACCAACUUUUCCUACGCCACUCGUGUCACAAGCAAAUUCUAUUAUAAGAAUGGCUCCUGGCAGUUUGAAUAUGCAUAAUCAACUGCCAUCGACAAAUAAAAAUUACACACAGCAACCAUCCAGAAAUAGAGGAAAUACCGGGGCUUCGCAACAGUAUCCAGUAUAUUCUAAUACAGCUAUGCAAACACCUGUACCAUCUCCUCUUAUUAGAGCAACUGCGCAUUCCAGUCAACCUAAUUUAGGGGUCUCCACAACUUAUACAACUCCGAGUCUAGGCAUACCAAACCCUGUUACAGCAACUACAUAUCCACAAAUGCUUGGUUUGAGUGCAGAACAGGUUCAAGCUUUGAUGCCACCCCCAACGUCGGCGGCGUCACUUAUGACGCACCCCCAGAGACAUACACCCCCUGUUUUGAAUACGAGCCAUGCGAGUCAUCCAUCACACACAAGUCACAAUACAAGUCACAACUCAUCUCAUGCCAGUCUCACGAGUCAUACAAGUCACACGAGUCAUACAAGUCAUACGAGUCAUUCGAGUCAUUCGAGUCAUACGAGCCACUCGAGUCACCCGAGCCACUCGAGUCACUCGAGUCACUCAAGUCACUCGAAGUAUCCGCCACCCCUUAUACCAGUGAACGGCAGUAGCAAUAAUAAUAGGGAUUCUAGGUGUAGAAAACCUCUGAUACCUAUUGCGGAAACUCAUCCUUCUCUCAACUGUCAAGUUCAACCUUACCAAUUACAAAAAGGUUUGGUUGGAAAUAAGUUCGUACCUUGCAUCAACUUUAAGCCGUACAUUUACUCAGAGCUUUUGAUGACAUUGCCCGAUUUCGUAUCCGAGUUAUUUCCUUCUUGUGAUAUUGAAAGCUGCAGGCAAGUCUUGACUGAUGUUCUGAUGCUGGAACUUUAUCAAGGCAACAGGUUGCAAAUGGAAAUGUUGAUGAAGAAUGGCAAGUGCUUAUCGCUUACAGAGGAGCUGCCUCUCAUCCAGGUUCGCAGUAUCAUAAAAUACAUGCCGCAAUUAAAGUAUAUGUUAAACAAUCGUAACAUGGGUAUGCCUACAACACCCCAACCUGCUCAUUCGUCCGAGGAGCACUCAGCAAAAAAGCGGCAGCGCACCAGCUAGGAUUGGCUACAGCCUUACUGGCCGACUUAUGACUAUUAUCACUCCGCCUUCUAAAGCAUUCGAGGGCUCGAGACGCGUUAGGAAAAAGAAGAUAUAAAAGUGAAAGAGGGAUGUAAAGAGAGAGAGAGAGAGAGAGUGAGAGAGAGAGAGAA